Messenger RNA from Fimicolochytrium jonesii, 567 nucleotides. Its product is annotated as ADP-ribosylation factor family-domain-containing protein. Gene Ontology annotation, molecular function: GTP binding; GTPase activity. Gene Ontology annotation, cellular component: endoplasmic reticulum exit site; COPII vesicle coat. The record is from RefSeq and is a predicted model, not a curated record. The transcript is spliced from 4 exons. The annotation marks the transcript as partial. Gene Ontology annotation, biological process: membrane organization; intracellular protein transport; vesicle organization. NCBI's taxonomy places the organism in Eukaryota, Fungi, Chytridiomycota, Chytridiomycetes, Spizellomycetales, Powellomycetaceae.
AUGUUCAUCAUAGACUGGUUCAGAUCCCUCCUAUCAGACUGGGGUCUUCUCAACAAGAACGCCAAAAUCCUCUUCCUGGGCCUCGACAAUGCAGGUAAAACGACACUGUUGCAUAUGCUGAAGAACGACAGGCUUGCUACCUUGACCCCGACUUUGCAUCCAACCUCAGAGGAACUGCAAGUAGCAAACAUCAAAUUCACGACAUAUGAUCUGGGAGGACAUCAACAGGCGCGUCGGUUGUGGAAAGACUACUUCCCAGAGGUCCACGGAAUCGUCUACCUCGUAGACUGCGCCGACCAGGAGCGGUUCGCGGAGAGUAAAGCCGAGCUUGACGCCCUCUUAUCAAUCGAAGAGCUCUCAAAAGUUCCCUUCCUCAUUCUCGGCAACAAGAUCGACGCCCGCGGCGCCGUCUCAGAAGAAGAGCUCCGCCACGCCCUUGGCCUGUACCAAACCACCGGAAAAGGGAAAGUGCUGCUGAAGGAUAUCCGCCCCGUCGAGCUGUUCAUGUGCUCUAUCGUUAUGAAGCAGGGUUAUGGCGAUGGGUUCCGUUGGUUGAGUUUUUAUAUC